CUCACCUACAGACCAGGAAGCAGCAUGUCGACAAGUGCUAAUGCACGGCUCUGGUCAAGCUUGGCCGAAGGCGACGAGAAAGGGGUGGUCCAGGCCCUAAAGGAAGGGGCUGACGUGAACCAGGUCAGCCGUGGCCGUGGUCGGCCCAUUCAUUCCGCUGCUCUUCGGAAUUCUGGCAGUUUCAUAAGGAUUCUUCUGAAUCACGGCGCCCUUUGCGAUGCUUCCGACGAAGAAGGCUUCACGCCUCUAAUGGUGGCGUCCCUGAAUGGGCACACUGAGGUGGUGAAGGAGCUGCUGAAGGUCGGUGCGGACCCGAGAAUACAUCGCCCUGAUGACUUCGGUGGGGACACAGCUCUCCACAUGGUCACCAACACAGACGAAGGCGAGGUGCUGAGAGCCUUGCUGGAAGCGGGGGCCGAUCCUAACACCAGGGCCAGUGGCAUGAACGACAUGACUCCUUUGCACUUGGCUGCGGAGUUUGGGAGGGAAAAUUUGGCUGAGCUGCUCGCGAUCCACCCGAGCUGCAAAGUCAAUGUGAGGGACGCCCGUGGCCUCACGCCCGCCAGCUUAGCUAAGGAAAGCUGCCCGAACCUCUCACUCUAUUUGGAUUUGUGCUGCGGAGCGAAGUCUCACUUGGACAAGCUUCUCAUCGUCGCGGUCAGAAGGAAUGAUGCGGCGGAGGUGAGGGCAGCACUGGACGAGGGAGCAGACCUGAGUUUACAGGGUCCAGAGGAUGGCGGAACCUUGCUCCACCUGGCGUCCCAAGGUUCCUCAGGACAAGUUCUCCAGAUACUUCUCUCUCGAGGCGCCUCGGUGGAUGCAAAGACCAGUCAGGGAUUCACACCGCUCAUGACAGCGGCUCAGAGGGGCGCGACGGACGCCUUAGUGCACCUUUUAGAACGUCACGCCAACCCAAAGCUGUCCACUCCUAACGGGACGACGGCGCUGCACUUGGCUGUGCAAAGUAAGGACUCUUCUGCAGUGACUGCUCUACUCGACGCCGGCGUAGACGUCAACGCUACCACGGUCGACGGGUCCACGCCAUUGCACAUCGCCGCUGCGUCGGGGUCCCUCGGGCUGGCUCGCCUCUUGUUGGAUGACUACCUGUGGGAUGGUAGCAAGGGCGGCUCGGCUGCCCAUGUGGCGAGGAAGGCCGGCCACCCGGAAUUCGCCAAGUUCAUCGAGCAAGUGGUCUGCAGUUGCAAUGAGAAUAACGACAAAAGUACUGAGGUUCUCCGAGAGGACUUCCGCGUGGUAGUCGGCCAGCCCGUGCCUCCCAGUCCAGGCGUGUACCGGAACCUCUCUAAGCCGUAUCGAGGUCGAGUCCUCAUCAUUAACUACCGGAAAUUCAGUGAGGAGACACCCACUCGCUACGGCUCUGAGAGAGAUGUGGCAAAUCUCUGCAAAGUGUUUAGCAAUAUGGGCUACCAAGUGGAAGAUCACCAGGACCUGAAUCUGGAAAAGACUAAAAAUGUGCUGAAUAACUUCAGGAGUAACGAGGAUCUAGCUAAAGUUGAUUCAAUGUUCGUGUGCAUGAUGAGUCAAGGCAUCGACCGGGAUACAUUCUACACAUCUGAUAUGAAAAAGAUGGACGUCUCCGCGGUCCGGAAUAUGUUCAAAGAUCAGGCUUGUCCUCUCAUGAAGGGAAAACCCAAGGUUUUCCUUUUCAGCUUCUGCCGCGGAAACUUCUCUGGACAAAGUAUGGCUGACGAUCUACCUCCCACUAGGGACGAAGCUCCGCGUGACAUGCUAACCCUCUACGCGUCGACGGAAGGCUUCAAGGCUGUUGAGUCGAGCGAAGGAACUUUGUUCGUGCGGUCCCUGUGCCAAACUCUCGCCGCCCACGCCCACAACACGGACAUGGUCAGCAUAGUUCACAAGCUGAACCAGCUCAUGGCAAAAAGCACGCACGCUACAACGCCAGAGACACAGAGUUUUGCCUUCAAGAAGUUUUUCCUGAAUCCACUGGAGUCGUCCGACGUAUAACACUUGUGUGGUGUCCAGCGAUGACUGCGUUUCCUUGUAUGCUAGCGGGUGUGCGUGUGUGCCGGUUUUCGUAAUCAGGACCGCUGUAGGCUUUUAGGUCUGUUUAUAUGUCUGUUUUUCAGUAUUUAAACACUUGUGUAUGAGUGUGCAUAUACCUGAGUACGUGUUUGUUUGUGCGUGAAUGCGUGAGUGCGAGAUAUUGGGUUUAUUUGUUGGUUACCGAUGUGUGUCUUGAUGACUAAAAACAAUGGUAAAGGAUGUGAGAGAUAAUGCUACACCGAUAGUCAAUCAAGUUUGGGUGAAUUAUCAUUUCAACUGAAAAUCAAGUAGAAUGAAGAAUCAUUUGCUGAUCGAAAAUUCUUGUUUCUCAUCCCUUACUCUCUUUUGCGUGCUUAAAAAUGAUGCUGCACUUUUGAAGUAUAGAGAUAUCGACAGGCAAUUUCGCUGCGUUAAUUACUAGCGCCCUUCUAAUUUCUUUUUAUUCCUCCUUCAGACUGUUUUUUCGUUUAACUUACUUUUUUCCAUAAAGAAGAGAGAGGAGAAACGCAGAGGAAGAAAGGCGAAAGGAUUUUCUUGGUUUUCCCUUCCAAACAUCUACAUCUGAAUUGCUCGUUAGCGUGGAAUGGCUGUCACAUCUCUCUCUCUCUGUCUCUCUCUGUCUCUCUCUCCCUCUCUACUUUUUUUCUGUCUGCCUCCUGUUCUCCGACUUCCCAAUCUAAUCUGACAUCAUGCGUUACCGGUAUGAGCUAUCUCCAUGUUCCUUUUAAAGUGAUAAGACGGAAGGCAAGAUUACAGAUGACUAAUAUCUUAGGAGAGUUUUGAAUAUUUUAUCUUGCUUAAGGUUUCAGUAAAAGAGAAGGAAAAAGUCCCGUGAGUAAGAAAAUACAUAAUGCAUAUGGUAUAUAGUGAUGCUGAUAAUUAUAUACGAAAUAUAUCAGUCGUACUUAUCUAUAAUAAUGAUGAAAACUGCAGCGACAGAAGUGAUAAAAGUAGCAUAUGUAAGUGAUAUAUGAAAUAUCGACAAAAUAUGUAAACAAGAGUGAUGUAAUUCUAUUUCAACUUGAUUAUAUGAUCAUAUAUAGAAGACUCAUAUGCACUGCUAAAUGACUCUGGCCGUUACAAAAGGAUAUCCCCCCCCCCUCUCUCUCUCUCUCUUUCUCUCUCUCUCUCUCUCUCUCUCUCUCUCUCUCUCUCUCUCUCUCUCUCUCUCUCUCUCUCUCUCUCUCUCUCUCUCUCUCUCUCUCUCUCCUCUCUCUCAUUUAUAACUAAUAAUUUCGAUAUGACUGAGACGAUUGAAUCUAUAAUUAUCCUGAAUGCUUUGUACGAUUUGUUUAACGAUGUGCGUGUGAUACGUAGGGCUGAUAAACAAAUAAGUAGACAGAUAAAGAGAUAGAGAGAUAGAUAAAUGUAAUGAGAGAGAAAGAAAGAGGCAGAGAUUAUAAAGCUGAAAUGAAAUAAAACUACCUUUUAUUUU
Penaeus monodon (black tiger shrimp) is the source of this 3460-nucleotide messenger RNA. Its product is annotated as ankyrin-1-like. Bases 25 to 1986 code for a protein of 653 amino acids. Gene Ontology annotation, molecular function: cysteine-type endopeptidase activity; protein binding. The transcript is spliced from 7 exons. Gene Ontology annotation, biological process: proteolysis. NCBI's taxonomy places the organism in Eukaryota, Metazoa, Arthropoda, Malacostraca, Decapoda, Penaeidae. The record is from RefSeq and is a predicted model, not a curated record.